AUGGAAAUCAGCAUCCCAGGUACCUGCGAACAUAACAACACACCGAUGAUCAAAACCCAGCGUGUUCGUCGGCGUGCUCUCACAUGUGCCAGAUGUCGGCACCGAAAAAUCACUUGCGAUGCCAUUUCGCCGUCAUGCUCGUCAUGCCUGGCGGCAGGAGCAUCUUGUGUUGCCUGGAACUCGGCGGCAAAAUCCACUGCGCCACGCAGCAUCGUGAGAUAUCUGGAGGAACGGAUUGCUGCUCUGGAAUCUAGCGUCACGUCUUCUCCCUGUUCACUACGAUCAGCGGAGAGUCUCUACCAACACUCGCGGGCUGAUGGGCCGUCUUUGAGUGGCGGGAUUAGUCACGCCCUUCUCGAUACCACGACGUCCUUCCUUGGCUUGACGCAACAUACUCGGCUCGCCGGUUGCGUGGUGGCGCCCACCAAGGUUCCAUCUGCCAAAGAUUCAUUCAGCCUGUCGGAUCUGGACGAGAAUAAUCCACGGACAAUCCUCAAUCAACAACCCUCCCAUCUGUCACCGACCUCGGUGCCUGUUCAAGUGGCCCGAUUCCUGUUCAGCACGUACAUCACCCGCAUCAUUCAUCAAUACCCCUUCUACCACGUUUCGGAUGUCGAGCAAGCGUUCAGUGCUAUAUUCCCCGAUGGCUGCGACAGGCCGAUACCAGAGAGUCAUGCGGAGGCUCGAGACAUCUAUAUUGUCAGUCUGAUCAUGGCCAUUUCCUUGUCUACCGCCGCACGGAAUAAACAGGCACAUGCUCAUGGCCUCGCCACUGGCUUAUUCAAGAAGGCCAUGUUACAAGUGCCAGCUGUCCUCUCCAACGAUCUGUCUGGUCUUCAAGCGCUCCUGUUACUUAUCCAGUAUACGUUCCUCAACCCCAGUGUAGCCAACCUUUGGCUGUUGACCGGCGUCUCGAGCGAGGCAUGUUUCGACAUGGGAUUGCACAAGGAUCUUCCGGACGGAGCAAUCGAUGUUGCAAGUAAGGAUCUCCGUCGACGGAUUUUCUGGUGCGCCUGGGAAAUGGAAGUGGCGGUGAGCGCAGGCUUUCAAAGACCUAUCAGGACUCUAAACAAGUACAUCAACGUGCCCUUCCCGACCGAAUAUGACGACCGCGCGGUUCACCAACAUGGAAUUGCUACUACAGGGCCAAAAGUGAAAUUUGUUUCUCGCCGAAUUUGGCUUUUCCGUCAAAUCGAGUCUGAAAUCAUAUCUAUCCUCUAUCAAGACGAACCCUUACCGACGGAUUCCAUGUCACUAGACCAGUGGCUGAUUGACGUUGAUAAACGCAUUUCUCAAUGGCGACACGAGGUUCACCAAUCGGCAGCACAGAAUCAGGACGACCCUUUAGUUAAGUUACAGUGGGACGAGAUCUCAUUGUAUACCGACAUUGCAUAUCACUAUAUCUUGGUCCUGAUGUAUGGACCGUCACCAAGGCUAAAGAGCCCUCCCCGACGAAAUUUGAUAAAGGCAUUCGAAGCGGGGGUGAAGGUUGCGACGGGUUACUGGGAACAGGCCAAUACCGAGUUUGGCAAAAUUAAAUACGUCUUUCACCCUUGCUACCACACCUUCUCCUCCGCCGUGGUCUUCCUCAAAGUGUUGCAGAGUUGCAAAGCAGACAUUGCGCAUUUGUACACAUCGGAAGAGGUCGAAGAUUACGCCCUCUGUUUCUCGCGACUGUUCUCGACGAUUGCAGAGAGAUGGCCUGCCGCAACUCUCUGCCUUGAGGAAUUCGAUCGACUUUGGGGCACAGUAAAGAAGGAAUACGCCGACUUUUUGCAGUUGAAGGAGAUCAAUUCAUUGACGCAGACAUGGCUGGGUCACUCGGUAUCCCCAGACGACCUUGACGACACAACUGAUAUAUCUGGCGACCUGAAUUUUAUGCCCUUCUUUAACACCUAUACGACCACGACGGAAAGUGACUGGAAUACCGCAUGGACCGUCAUGCCUAACGAUUGGAACGCCGAGUUUAAUUUCGGUAUGGACUUUACGGACAGCGUUGGAGCAUGAACACCAGUGCGAACGCAACUCCCAAAUUUCACAGUCGAUUUUGUUGCAUGGAACCUUGGAGAUGGGAAUGGUUGACUGUAGCUCAACCUCCAGUCUCGGUCGGAGUGGGCCUUUCAAAAGUUGCAUCACGUAACCAUUUUUUCCAAACCGUAGUCUGGGGUACUGGGUUGGACACCCCCGAGCCACCAUGACGUUGCUGAGCGGAAUCAUCAAGGCAUUCACGAAAAUCCUCUGACUGGCCAAAAUCGGGAUGACCGACCUUGAGCCUGCUAGCGUUUUCAUUUCCGCCGAGUGGAUAGGCUCAGCGGAGCUGAAGCAAAUGGCAACAAGCACGAAGGAGAAGCAAGCGCUCUUUCUCCAUACCGGGGUGCCUCUUCGAGACGAAUGGAUCCGCUGUAACCUUCCCGGGGCGUGGACACUGUCUUUGCAUUGAAAGCACGGGGCUUACUGUACACAACGAAUCGC
This is a messenger RNA of Exophiala xenobiotica, 2472 nucleotides long. RefSeq lists its product as uncharacterized. Gene Ontology annotation, molecular function: zinc ion binding; sequence-specific DNA binding; DNA-binding transcription factor activity, RNA polymerase II-specific. The record is from RefSeq and is a predicted model, not a curated record. The transcript has 2 exons. Lineage: Eukaryota; Fungi; Ascomycota; Eurotiomycetes; Chaetothyriales; Herpotrichiellaceae. The coding region runs from base 1 to 2007 and encodes 668 amino acids. Gene Ontology annotation, biological process: positive regulation of transcription by RNA polymerase II; DNA-templated transcription.